CCACAAGGAUCUGUACAAGGAGGCCAUGAUGGAGGAGCACCAGCCUCUUAUAUCACAAGAGAAUCCCAAUAAACAGUUUAAGGGAAGCUCCAUGUUAUCACAAAAUUCUAACACAGAUGAAGAUAUCAUGCAGCUCUGUUCAGCAGAAAACUUACAUUCAGGACUUCACAGUACAAAUCUCUCAUAUAAGUCCUCUAAAUGUGCAGAACCUUCUCUUGACCAAUCACAAAUUGUUACCACAAGUACAGGUCAUAAAGUGGGGAAAACGUUUCAAGGUGGGAAAAAGUUUAGAAAAAGAUCAUGUCUUCCUUCACACAGAAGAAUUUACACAGAAGAGAAGCCAUAUUCAUGUUCAGAAUGUGGGAAAAAUUUUACACAUAAAUCACGUCUUCUUGUACAUGAGAGAAUUCACACAGAGGUUAAGCCAUAUACAUGUUCAGAAUGUGGGAAAUGUUUUACACAGAAACCAAAACUUGUUAUACAUGAGCGAAGUCACACAGGUGAGAAGCCAUAUUCAUGUUCAGAAUGUGGGAAAUGUUUUACACAGAAACAAAAACUUGUUAUACAUGAGAGAAGUCACACAGGUGAGAAGCCAUAUUCAUGUUCAGAAUGUGGGAAAUGUUUUAUAGAUAAAUCAAAUCUUGUUGCACAUGUGAGAAUUCACACAGGAGAGAAGCCAUAUACAUGUUCAGAAUGUGGGAAAAGUUUUACACAGAAAUCAAAUCUUGUUGCACAUGAGAGAAGUCACACAGGAGAGAAAAGAUAUUCAUGUUCAGAAUGUGGGGAAUGUUUUACUAGAAAAUCAAGCCUUGUUAGACAUGAGAGAAUUCACAGAGGAGAGAAGACAUAUUCAUGUCUAGAAUGUGGAAAAAGUUUUAUACACAAACCACAUCUUGUUAUACACGAGAAAAAUCACACAGGAGAGAAACCGUAUUCAUGUUCAGAAUGUGGGAAAUAUUUUACACGUAAAUCAAAUCUUGUUCAUCAUGUGCGAAUUCACACAUUAGAGGUUAUGACAAAUCUGGUGGAAGAUCUGAUUAUUAUUAAAGUGGAGGAUGAAGAAGAAUGGAUGACGGGCGAUCCCCCGUGUAAGAGUGAGGUGGAGGAGGACAUUCCAGGAGAGGUCACCACAGAAAAUCCCAGUAAAAAUGUUAAUGAAAGUAUAUUAUCACUGCAUUAUAAAGCAGAAGAUGAAGAUACCAUGGACUGCUCUUCAGAAGAAAACCUCAUUACCCUUAAUGUACAUCCAGGACCUCACAGUACAGAUUUCUCAUAUAAUCCCCUUAAUCAUGAGGAGCCUUUUUCUGACCAAUCACAGAUUGUUACCUCAGGUACAGGUCAGAAAGGUGGUAAAGAGUUCACAAAAAGAUCAAGGCUUUCUACAGGUGGAAGAAUUCACACUGGGGAGAAGCCUUACUCCUGUUCAGAAUGUGGGAAGUGCUUUAGAUAUAAAUCACAUCUGGUUACACAUGAGAGAAUUCACACAGGAGAGAAACAGUAUUUAUGUUCAGAAUGUGGAAAAUGUUUUACAGAAAAAUCUAAUCUGGCUAGGCAUGAGAGAAUUCACAGAGGUGAGAAGCCAUUUCCAUGUUCAGAAUGUGGCAAAUGUUUUACACUGAAAUCACAUCUUGUUGCACAUGAGAGAAGUCACACAGGAGAGAAGCCAUUUUCCUGUUCAGAAUGUGGGACAUCUUUUAAAUACAAAUCAGAUCUUGUUACCCAUAAGAGACGUCACACAGGAGAGAAGCCAUAUUCAUGUUCAGAAUGUGGGAAAUGUUUUAUAGAUAGAUCAAGUCUUGCUAUACAUGAGAGAAGUCACACAGGGGAGAAGCUGCAUUCAUGUUCAGAAUGUGGGAAAUGUUUUACAUAUAAAUCAAGUCUUGUUUCCCAUGAGAGAAUUCACACAGGAGAGAAGCCGUUUUUAUGCUCAGAAUGUGGGAAAUGUUUUACAUAUAAAUCACAUCUUGUUGCACAUAAAAGAACUCACACAGGGGAGAAGCCGUAUGAAUGCUCAGAAUGUGGGAAAUGUUUUACAUAUAAAACAGAUUUUGUUAGACAUGAGAAACGUCACACAGGAGAGAAGCCGUUUUCCUGUUCAGAAUGUGGGAAAUGUUUUAUAGAUAAAUCACAUCUUCUUAGACAUGAAAAAAGCCACACAGGAGAGAAGCCGUAUUCAUGUUCCGAAUGUGGUAAGUGUUUUACUGAUAAAUCACAUCUUGUUAGACAUGAAAGAAUUCACACAGGAGAGAAGCCAUUUCCGUGCCCAGACUGUGAGAAGUGUUUUACUACUAAAGACAAACUUAAGGAUCAUCAGAGACGUCACACAGGAGAGAAGCUAUGUCUCCAAACCCUUCUUUCUGGAGGUGGACACAUCCUUCAUGGAAGCAAACAUGUUUUCACUCAAAAAGAUCGAACAGAGGGUCCCCAGCAAAUCAUUGAUCCAGCCCACAUCCUCCCUGCUGCUCCAGUUCAGCUGAAGAACAUCCCGUCUGCUACAGUAGAUUUGUGUACCGGGUGUAGACAAGAAUCCAGAACAUUAUCAGAGUAUUAUGCAAAGCUUUAUAAGGCUGGAAUCACAUGUGUUAAAAGUUUCUGUACUCUGUGCCAUUUGAAAAAAAAAAAAAACAUUUUAAUUUUCAUCUCCACAGAGAAUCACAGUAUGAAAUCUGAGGAAAACGUCAUGUUAUCACUAAAAUAUAAACUUGAAAAUGAAGAUAUCAUGCAGUGCUCUUCAGGAAAAAACCUUAAUGUACAUUCAGGACUUCACAGUACAGAUCUGUCAUAUAAUACCCCUAAUCCUUCUCCUGACCAAUUACUGAUUGUUACCACAAAUGUAGGCAAGCAAGUAGGGAGUAAAAGGUUUCACUGUGAAAAAGAGUUCACAAAGAGAUCAAGUAUUUCUACACACAGAAGAAUUCACACAGGAGAGAAGUCAUACUCCUGUUCAGAAUGUGGGAAAUGCUUUUCAUAUAAAUCACAUCUUGUUAAACAUGAGCGAAUUCACACAGGAGAGAAACCAUAUUCCUGUUCAGAAUGUGGUAAAUGUUUUGCCCAAAAAGCAUGUCUUAUUGCACAUGAGAGAGUCCACACAGGAGAGAAGCCAUAUUCAUGUUCAGAAUGUGGGAAAUGUUUUAGCAAUAAAUCACAUCUUGUUACACAUGAGAGAAUUCACACAGGAGAGAAGCCAUAUUCCUGUUCAGAAUGUGGAAAAUGUUUUACACAAAAAGCAUGGCUUAUUACACACGAGAGAAUUCACACAGGAGAGAAACCAUAUUCAUGUUCUGAAUGUGGGAAAUGUUUUGCAGUUAAAUCGGUUCUUGUUAAACACCAGAGAAUUCACACAGGACAGAAACUACAUUCAUGUUCAGACUGUGGGAAAUGUUUUACUUGGAAAUCAAAUCUUGUUACACAUAAGAAAAUUCACACAGGAGAUAAGCCAUAUUCAUGUUCAGAAUGUGGGAAAUGUUUUACUUGGAAAUCACAUCUAAUUACACAUGAGAGAUGUCACACAGGAGAGAAGCCGUAUUCAUGUUCAGAAUGUGGGAAAUGUUUUGCAGGAAAAUCAGUUUUUGUUAAACAUGAGAGAAGUCACACAGAGAAGAAUCUAUAGUGCUGAAAUUCUAUAUGAAAAAAAUAAGAAUUUUAAUCACUUGUUAUUCAUAGACAUGAAUGUUAGGGGCUAAAUGGGAACAUGUGCUGCAGAUUAGCAACUUGUUUUUGUGCAGCUAUUUUAUGGCUAUUAUAUUAAAAAAAAACUGCCACAUUGCAGUUGCAUAUGAUUUGCAUUGUGUUCUAUGAUGACCUGCUACCAAAACUCCAAGUGUUGGACUUUUUUGACUGCUGAGCCAAGUCACUGUGUGACCCCUUUGAUAAUUAUUAGAUGCAGUGUUACAUUAUGAUAUUAUGAUAUCUUCAUAUCAUGUGAUACGUCACCAUGCGGCUCCAUGAGAUUUAUUUUUUGGGUGGAAUAAUCCUAGAUCUGCCAAACAACCAAAUUACAGUAUAUUUCUCAGAGGUCAACUGUGACCGAGACCCAUGGAGGAAAAGUAUUGCAGAUAUAAGAAAGAGAAGAGGAGCCUUGUUUACUUCCAGAGCAUUGAAGAUGUAUUGUCCCCAUGAAGCUUGUUUCUUAUCACUGUAUUCACACAUCCACCCACACUGCGGGAGAGUCCAGAGUGACAUGGGGAGAAUUAACGAUGCUCCCAUGUAACCAGGGACAUACUCAGAUCUCAAAACUUAUUAUGGCCCCCCUGCACCUAGUUUUCCAGUCUACGUGCAUGAAUCAAUCACAUAACAAUGCAGAAAAUGCGCAACACCCUGGAUUUUUGACAAAUAUACAAG
Bufo gargarizans (Asiatic toad) is the source of this 4341-nucleotide messenger RNA. Its product is annotated as zinc finger protein 585A-like. The transcript has 7 exons. Lineage: Eukaryota; Metazoa; Chordata; Amphibia; Anura; Bufonidae. The record is from RefSeq and is a predicted model, not a curated record. Bases 26 to 3610 code for a protein of 1194 amino acids.